AUGAACUUCACGGCAAGAAUAUCUCAUGCCAGUGGGAUUUCUAGGAUUCUACUUUCCCCUGUAAGCAGACGUUGGAUCCAUAUAACGCCUAUAAGUCUUGAUAAUUCAAGAGGGUCACUAUUCGGAAGCAUUACAGAAAAUAGAACGAAGGAAGGUAAAAAUAGGGAGGAUGAACAUGCGAGUAGCUUCUCUAAUAGGCUAGCGGUUGCUUCUGAUUCUUCUGGAGAAGCCCCUGAAGUUGAUAGGGAUUCGAUAACUAUAGAAAACGAUAAGCUGCUACAGCAACAUAUCGUAUCAUUGCAGCAACCGGAACAAUUAGCAUCGCAAACCUUAUUGUCUCCUUUGAAGAGAAAAAUAUAUGAAGCUAAUUGUAAAAUUAAUGGUGGAUUCUACAAGAAAGAUACUAUUGUAAAGUUACCAAAUUCUAGCGAACGUUACAAGCUAAAUUUAACGAGAAAAGAAAUUGAAGUGCUAGAACCCUCCGUAUAUGUUCAGUCGUAUAGAAUUAAAUCUUCGAUGAAAAAGGCUACACUUCUAUUGAGAUUAUUAGGAGGGCUUGACGUUAUGAAGGCUAUAUCUCAAUGUCACUUUUCUAAUAAGAAAAUUGCCCGUGAAGUGGCAGAACUACUUCAAAAAGCUGUUAAGGAUGGCCAAAAAUUAGGCUUGAAACCAGAAAAUUUGUACAUCUCUCAGAUUUGGACAGGUAGUGACGGAUUUUGGAGAAAACGCGUUGAAUUUAAGGCAAGAACAAGAGUUGGUAUCAUAAGUCAUCCUUACAUACAUGUCAGAUGUAUUCUGAGAACAAAGAGUGUUACAAAACAAAGACUUGCUUAUGAAGCACAUUCAAAAGAGCAAAGGAGAGCGCCAUGGGUACAACUAGGAGACAAGCCAAUUAGAGGUGUUACGGGUGGCGUAUACAAAUGGUGA
Messenger RNA from Saccharomyces paradoxus, 927 nucleotides. RefSeq names its product mitochondrial 54S ribosomal protein uL22m (gene MRPL22). The transcript has a single exon. Gene Ontology annotation, molecular function: structural constituent of ribosome. Lineage: Eukaryota; Fungi; Ascomycota; Saccharomycetes; Saccharomycetales; Saccharomycetaceae. The record is from RefSeq and is a predicted model, not a curated record. Gene Ontology annotation, biological process: translation; ribosome assembly. The coding region runs from base 1 to 927 and encodes 308 amino acids. Gene Ontology annotation, cellular component: ribosome; mitochondrial large ribosomal subunit.